GCUUGGUCGGUCCAUUAUUAGACUUUUUACCAUCACGUGUUGGAGGUGGCCAUUUGAAUAGAGAUUCUAAUAUCAAAAUGUCGUUUUGAAAAAACAAUUUGACUGAACAUAAAACGUUUUUUGCUGAAUUUUGAGUGCAUGAAUACUAUUCUAACACGGAACUCGAUAACGAUGGUGAAUAACGAAAUGUGUGGAGUACUGGAGUGUAUUAACUCGUGAUAUAUGGUUUAAAAAAAUUGUGGGGGUGUUAUAGUAUAUCCCGGUUCCAAAAACACAAGGUGGUAUUAAUGAAUCAUUAUCGUUCACGAGUGGGCAAGGAAAAAAACAAACCAAACGCUUGUAAUUUUGAGUCAUUGUGAGGAAAUCGGCUCUUGUAUUUGUGAACUUAUAUUUUUUCCGCUGAAAAACGGCUUUAAUUGGAUGUAUUGUAUAUAAAUUACGCUGAGUUGAAAAUCUACAUACAUGCGGGUGUCCGUUGUGGAACCAUGCGAAUUCAACCCUGUUAAGUUGUAUGUGCUUACUCAGCAUAUAACGUGAACUAAGAUGGGAAAAAUACGGACCAUUCUGAUAUGUAGUAUAGUUUUAGUAGUAAUUUUACCUUUAAGUGGCGGAAAUUUUUUGGAAUGGGGACCGGAUUUAGAGGGACCCUGGUGCGCUACUAGACCCGUAGAACAAUGUUGUCCCGGACGGGAUGAUAAAUGUACUGUACCUAUAUUGGGAACUGUGUGUUACUGUGAUAUAUUUUGUAAUGAAACUGCCGAGGAUUGUUGCCCGGAUUUCUGGAAUCUAUGUUUGGGUGUAACUCGCCCGACACCCUGGCCAGUAACUACUUUAGCUACAACUAGCAGACCACCAGUAAAUGUUUUAGCUAGUUGUAUAAAAGAUGGUAUAGCGUAUAAUCCAGGCUCUGUUUUAGAAGACAACUGCAAUAAAUGUAAAUGUUUAUAUUUAACUAAUCCUUAUGCAAGAUAUGAAUGGAAUUGUACCAAUCAUGUCUGUAUGUUACAACCUGAUCUUAUACGUGACGUCAAUGAAGGCUUUCUCAGUUGGAAUGCUGGAAACUAUUCUGAUUUCUGGGGGAUGACGUUGAAUGACGGCGUAAACUAUCGACUAGGAACAUUUCCUUUAGAUAGUAAAGUUGCCAGGAUGACAUCACUCAGAGUUCAACUAGAUGAAGUACUUCCGGAAUCAUUCGAUGCGCGUGUCAAAUGGAAGGGUCUUAUUAAUCCUGUAAGAGAUCAGGGUAACUGUGGUGCAUCAUGGGCUUUCUCAACUACCGCCGUGGCAUCCGAUCGUUUAGCUAUAGAAUCAGAAGGUGCUAUAAAAGACGAGUUAUCAUCUCAACAUAUGAUAUCAUGUAAUAUUGGCAAACAGAAGGGUUGUAAAGGUGGUAACCUAGACAGAGCUUGGUGGUAUCUUAGAAAAGUUGGAGUUGUAACUGAAGAAUGCUACCCAUAUACAAGUGGAUUUAACAAUGAUCCAGGUGUGUGUUUGAUAUUGAAAAAACAAAAGAAUGGAACGUGUCCAAGUAAGAUUGCUUAUAAAGACAGCCGACGUUAUAGGGCAACACCACCAUACAGAAUUGCCCCAAUUGAGAGAGAAAUUAUGAAAGAGAUAAUGGAUAACGGACCUGUUCAGGCGACAUUUAUUGUGAAACAAGAUUUUUAUAUGUAUAAAAGUGGUAUUUAUCGAUAUUCCAAUCUGACCUUAGAUGAUGACCCCGAACAAAGUAACACAGGAUAUCACUCCGUUCGAAUAGUUGGAUGGGGUGUAGACAGAACAAUAGAUGGCGAUAUAUUUAAAUACUGGAUCUGUGCUAAUUCCUGGGGUACCAAGUGGGGUAAAGAUGGCUACUUUAACAUACUGAGAGGAUCUAACGAAUGUGAAAUUGAAAAGUACAUUGUCGGUGUUUGGGGUAAGAUUUCUGGUGACGCUGCUCUCAGGCGUCUGCUCAGCAGAACUCAACGACGUCGUCUGCGAGGUGAAAAGAAUCUUCGAAAUCUCCGCCAUCCACGGAGAUCGGGUCGGAAGCGACGUAACAGAAAAAAUCGUGGAGGAAAGAAAAAGAAUAAGAGUAAGAAAAACCGACGAAAACGGAAACAAAUGAAAAGCGAAAGUAGUUAAUUGUUAUUGUAUAUCUAGUCUUUUAUAUUGUUAUUCUUUAUUAUAAUAUACAUUGCAUAUAUUGCAGCAUUAGUUUACUUAUAUAGAUUAUAUUUGUUAUUAAUUCAAAGUAUUGUAAUAGUCGUAUUUGUAAAUACUUUUAUAGGUUAUAGCAUUUAUGUAUAAUUAUAACGACGUCAAUUUAUAAGGCAAAAGAAAGAAAUUAAAACUCACUUUAUUACACGACAAUUUAUUCAUAGGGCUGCAGAAAGUUAUUAUUUUUUUCAAGCAAAACUUGAAUAAUUUUAACGAGAUUAGUUUUAGAGGAAAAGAAGAAACUAAAACACGAUAUUUUUCAGGAAAAGUGUCUUAUAUUUACGACAUAUUAUUCAUAGGGCAACAGACAGAGAUCGAAUGAUAUUAUUUUUUCAAGUAAAACUCAGUGUAUAAUUUUAACUACAUUCAUUCUUUGGGCAAUAGAAAGAAAGUAAAACUGUUAUUUUUCAGGAAACACGUCUUUUAUUAAAUGACGUUUUAUUCUUAGGGCAACAAAAAAUGAUUGAUUACGUUGUUGGGCAUGAUAUUUGUUUUUCAAUCAAAACCCGUGUAAAAUUAUAAAGAAAUUAAUUCAUAAGGAUACAAGAAUGAAAUUUACACGUGCUAUUUUCCAAGAGAAUUAUCUUUUAUUUAAACGAAAAUUUAUUCAAAUGACGACAGAAAACGAUCGAAUACGAUGUUGUUCACAAGAUAUUGUUUUAAACAUAAAACACGUGACUAAAGUAAGAUGGUCGACCAGUUUUCAUUUUACUACAAGAAACCAAAUAAACUUAAUAUCCACAAAGGUGUGGCACUUUGUGUUGUUUUUUUAGUAUCAUACUCAGUGAUUUUCGGCAAAACGAGCAUUAUCGAUAAAGUUUCGUGAGAUAUUUGGGUACAUCUAAUCGUAUAGACGCGAAUACAAACUUACAAUGCAAAUAUAGUGACAAAAGUGUGCAACACGAUAUUAAAGGGACAAUAACACUCUUGCUGGCUUCACAGCUCCAGAAAAUAAAAAAAUAGCCUUAUUCUAAGUACUAGAUGUGUUAGUGUCCUACCUGUUGUAUAAAUUAUCCAUUAAAUCCUAUUUUACUUGUCCAGAGGGUUCAAAAAUAUUUUUAAAUCCAAGUAAAAUUUGAAAAGCUUUACGUCAGGCUUUUCAAAUCAUUUAGUUGAAUUUUUCCAAUUUUUUAAAUUAGGUGUGUUAAGAUGAAAUUUAUAUCAUUAAUUAAUUGGAAUAUUGUAAAAUAGUACAAUUUGUUGACCAGAAUAAAGAUUGGGACAUAUUAUUCAGUUACAACAAGAGUGGUAUUGAGCCUUUAAAGUAUACAUUUAAUGAUAAAAAUACAAGUUUGGAAGACAACGAUUUUAUAUAUUUAUGUUAAUAUAUAUUUAAUCUACCAAAGAUAUUCUUUAUAGAUAGAAUUUUUGUGUAU
This is a messenger RNA of Patella vulgata (common limpet), 3575 nucleotides long. RefSeq lists its product as uncharacterized. Lineage: Eukaryota; Metazoa; Mollusca; Gastropoda; Patellidae. The record is from RefSeq and is a predicted model, not a curated record. Gene Ontology annotation, molecular function: cysteine-type peptidase activity. The coding region runs from base 544 to 2124 and encodes 526 amino acids. Gene Ontology annotation, cellular component: lysosome. The transcript has 10 exons. Gene Ontology annotation, biological process: proteolysis.